Messenger RNA from Caretta caretta (loggerhead turtle), 2734 nucleotides. RefSeq names its product caspase-14. Lineage: Eukaryota; Metazoa; Chordata; Testudines; Cheloniidae. Gene Ontology annotation, biological process: regulation of inflammatory response; proteolysis. The record is from RefSeq and is a predicted model, not a curated record. Gene Ontology annotation, molecular function: cysteine-type endopeptidase activity. Gene Ontology annotation, cellular component: AIM2 inflammasome complex; IPAF inflammasome complex; NLRP3 inflammasome complex.
CUGGCUUCCCCGUGCCCACAAAUCCCGGCUUUUCAGGCUCCGCCGUGCGGCCGCUGCUUGCCAGAGAGGCGCGGAUCCCGGACCCAGCCGGGGAUGGAGCGCCUGGUCCACGCCGCCUUGGCGCAGCUGAGCGAGGAGGAGCUGGCGCGCUGCGCCCUCUACCUGCGGAGCCCGGAGCCGGCGGGCGGCGCCCCGGCCGAGCUCCAAGGCGCAGGUGGGAGCCCGGCGCAGCUGGCGCGGCGCUACGCGGGCCGGGCGGCCGAGGUGCUGCGAGAGGCGCUCCGCGGCAUGGGCCGCCGCGACGGGAGCGAGGCGCUGGCCGGGCAGGAAAAGGCGGGAGCCGCGGCAGCGCCAGCUGCUGUACUGAGAACUGGUGAACAACAAACCACGAAUCAGACAAGUGAUACAAGUUUUAAAGGAAGAUGGACUGAGCAAAGUGACUAUGAGGCAUUGGAUAUGUAUGACAUGAGCAAAACCCGUGUGGCUUUUAUGAUGUGUGUGACAACACACAGGCGCGGUGCAGAAAAGGAUAUUGAAAUAAUGAAUAAGUGGUUUGACAAGUAUCAGUUUGAAACGCCUUCUGGACAGUGCAUAGAUCCUAAUGGGCAGGAAAUACUGCCAGCAUUGGAAGAGUUCCGGGAUCAAAUCAAUCAAUCUGAGGAUGAAAUUAGCUGCUGCCUCAUUGCUCUUAUGAGUCAUGGGAGGAGUCACGGCAUCAUUCAGGGGAAAGAUGGUGACACAGUUGAUCUUGAUGAUAUAUUUGCAUUGUUCAACAAUGUACAAUGCCCAAAGCUCCAAGAAAAACCUAAAAUCUUUAUCAUUCAGGCAUGCAGAGGAGGAAAAGAAGACCAUGGAGUUGAAGAAAUAGAGCAUGAAUUCAAGGAAGCUGAUUGUACUUAUAACUUGAUAGCUAUCAGGAGGUUGCCAACAGCUAGUGAUUACUAUGUCGUGUAUUCCACUCAAAAGGGUUAUGUUUCUUUGCGUAACAGGGAAAAAGGCUCUAGAAUGAUUGAAGCAAUGGAUGAGGUCUUUUCAGAGCAAGGCAUGAAAUGGCAUAUCGGGGAUUUAUUUACUAAAAUCAAUAACAACCUGAUGCACGAAACUUUUAGUAUCCACGGAUGCCCUGUGAAAGAGACAAUAGUCGUGGAAUCAACUCUGACCAAAGCUGUGUACCUUGCACCUUAACUGGUUGAUCAGUGGAAGACUCACUGCCUUUUGAAUUGCUCAAAAUACAGACAGUGAAUAAAAAUAAAAUAAAUACAGAUAAUAAAGUUUAAAUAGUCAUCUUUUUCCAAAUUAUAGCAAAAUUCUUUAGGAUGUUCCUUUUAACUAACUAGCUUUAUUACUGCAUUUUAACAGCUAUUUUCAACAACAGCAUUUUUUUUUUCAACUAAUAGUCCCAUUUUUAGAAAGCACUUUUUUACAGGAUCUUUGAAAAAACCCAGUUUAGGAUCUUAUAUUUGUCUUCAUUUAUAAAUAAAGUCAACCAGUACAAACAGUUUUAUGUUGAGAGAUCACUGGCUCCUUUUCCAGUUCUGCAGAGGGCAUUUUCUCAUUCCCUGUAUGACUACUUAAAAUUCCACCAUAAAAACUUAAACGAUAAGUUUAUGGAGGAGAUGGUCUGAUGGGAUAACAUGGUUUUGGUAAUUAAAUAUUCAUGGUAAAUAGGCCCAAUGGCCUGUGAUGGGAUAUUAGAUGGGGUGGGAUCCGAGUUAUCCAGGAAAGAAUUUUCUGUAGUAUCUGGCUGAUGAAUCUUGCCCAUAUGCUCAGGGUUUAGCUGAUCGCCAUAUUUGGGGUUGGGGAGGAAUUUUCCUCCAGGGCAGAUUGGAAGAGGCCCUGGAGGUUUUUCGCCUUCCUCUGUAGCAUGGGGCCUGGGUCACUUGCUGAAGGAUUCUCUGCUCCUUGAAGUCUUUAAACUACGAUUUGAGGACUUCAAUAGCACAGAUAUAGGUGUGAGGUUUUUUGCAGGAGUGGUGGGUGAAAUUAUGUGGCCUGCGUUGUGCAGGAGGUCAGACUAGAUGAUCAUAAUGGUCCCUUCUGACCUAAAUAUCUAUGAAUCUACAUAGAUAACAUCCAACAUCCAAUCUAACAUCCAACAAAUCUUUUACAACAGCUUAGUCCUAAGUAUUAGCCUGGGGAGUCUGUUCUAGCAGCAGUGCGACAGAGUUGUUUGAAUGUUACCAAUAAUGUGUCCAGUAAUUUCAAGGGUGUGGUGAUGCUCAUCAUGUAUCUGAAGAGAAUAAUGGGCCCAACCACUCUAUUUCCAAGGCAAAAUAAGCCUGCUCUUCAAGUCCAUGGGAGUCUUUCCAUUGGUUUCGGUGGAUUUUGGAUGAAGUGCUAAAAGGGGGGUGCUGUUCAUAACAUUGGAAGGGAGGGGGAAGAUUCUUCCUAUGUUGCAUAGAAUUCACUGUAUUGGCUCAGAUCAGGUACCCACUUAUUCUACAGAUUAUUUGUUAAUAUGCAUUGCUUUAUCUUUACCCAGUUUAAAUUUAAUCUGUUCCCACGGCACCCAGGCCCACAACGUGUUUGGUUAUCCUGAAUUUUGCACUGUCAGUAAGUUUUAUACAGUAAUAUAUUAGUAUUAAGAAGUUGAGAUAAUGAUAAAGCUGUUAUGUUAUACAAUGACAUAUUCUCAUCAUAAGGAAAUGUGUUCAAAUUUGGUCACAAACUAUUUUAAAAAGGGGAGGCAUAGCAGUAGUAUGUUAUCAUAUUGAACUUGACUUUUUAAACUUUA